AUGUUGUUUCCAGAUAGAAAGGCUUUCCUUUCAGCAUUUUUACUGUUGUGGGUGGUGGUUAGCCUGCAUGUGGCUACAGCCUCCGAGCCGUGCGCGGACCUGGACGAUACAGGCUGUCGUAAAAACCCACAGAUCUGUCAGGACACACUUCUCGCAGAGGUCACGUGUCCCGUAAUGUGCAAUAAAUGCCCGAACUCAAUACAGUCUACCUGUCCGGACAGCUGGGAGCUCUUCCAAGGCUCCUGCUACUAUUUCCAUACUGACUACAUGGAGUUCAACGAUUCAGAGCUUUUCUGUAACCAAAACAAUGGCCACCUCGUCCAUAUCCACAACGCAGCUGAACAAGCCUUCGUCACAAAUAGGAUACUCAAUAUUAACGGCAAUCAAAGCUGGUGGAUCGGGCUCAGAGAUACGGAGGUUGAAGGAGUGUAUAGAUGGGUGGACAAUAAUGAAGAACUGACACCGGCGGUGUUCAGAGGCUGGGCACCGUCACAGCCUCACGAUUCUUACAACAUCGAAGAUUGUGUAGGGAUGUGGUCCGCCAGAGGAAUGCUCUGGAAUGAUGCAUCGUGUGCCUCAAAGCUCCCAUCAAUUUGUGAAGUCAGGGUUGGUCAAGCAUUGGUCGGAUAGCAUAGUUCUGGUGAUUCAACUCGUCUAGUGUUGACAGUUAAGGACGCAG
Messenger RNA from Mya arenaria, 679 nucleotides. Its product is annotated as perlucin-like protein. The transcript has 6 exons. Lineage: Eukaryota; Metazoa; Mollusca; Bivalvia; Myida; Myidae. Bases 1 to 630 code for a protein of 209 amino acids. The record is from RefSeq and is a predicted model, not a curated record.